Effrenium voratum is the source of this 351-nucleotide messenger RNA. Lineage: Eukaryota; Dinophyceae; Suessiales; Symbiodiniaceae. The record is from the annotation of a GenBank genome assembly.
AUGCUCCAGGGGCUUGACAUGAAGCUUCAGUCGUUGACUGUGCGAGUUGUUUGCAAAUUACGCCAGGAGCAAUGCGGUGGGCCUGUCAGUUGCAGACCUUCACGUGCCAAGAGCCUGCAGCCACAGCUCGUGCCAGAUUGCGCUUUCAGCAGUGGUCCGCAACCCACGCGACCCAAGGCUUUUCGCUUGGCCGCCUUUUCCAGCUCGACGUGCGAAGAACUUUUUUGCGCAUGCAGCGUACGUGCACUUUUGGGGUUGGAUGUGACACUUUUGUCGUUGAGAAGUCCGCAGGUGAUGCCAGGGCGAAACUCGCUGUUGGACUUGCCAGUGGCAAGCCUUCAGGUGCAAUGA